GCGAGCCAGCAUAUCUAGAGCUCUUUCUCAAAGGACGAAUCAAUUGUCCAUCCAUGUGUGAAAGUUUAGUUACUCAUUCUGCCGUAGUGUUUACAUACGGUCCAAUGAACAGAUAGGUUCUAUUGCUCGUGGCCAAUCACGUUAUAUGGCGUCACAUAGUAUUCUAGGUACACGGCGGGAGAUAUAUCUCAUAGCGGCAGGUGUGUUAUAACGGGACGACACACUGCACUCACUUGCUUCCGUGUGAUAUGGAGGGUUAUAUACGGGUUAUCAUGUUUUGGAGUUAUUCUUGAGAUUAUACCACCAAGGAGAAACGAAUAUGGAGUUUAAUCCAAACCGUCGCUACACGAAACCAGAAGACUACACAGGCCACCCCACACCCCCAUACAACCAGCAGCCCCACCCACAGAAUGGUAGCCCGGGGGUGAGGACAUACCCCACUGAAACAAGAGAAAUGCAUCACAGAAACGGCGACAACCGUGACAUCAGUGAAUUUGACAGACUUCGCCAGCAGUGUUUGAGAAACAGGAAAUUGUAUGAGGACUCGAACUUUCUUGCUGCCGUCAGUUCCUUGUAUUACAGCCGACAACCGCCUUACCGUUUUGACUGGAAGCGCCCAGGGGACAUUGCAAGAAUCUACAAUGCCAGACCUGGAUUCUUUGUCAACGAUAUCAGCAGAUUUGACGUCAAACAAGGAACUUUAGGUGACUGCUGGGUGUUGGCGGCCAUUGCUUGUCUGAGCUCGCCAGAACACCGGGAACGCUUCUUCCGUGUAGUCCCGGAUGACCAGAGCUUCCAUGACAGCUGGUAUGCUGGACUCUUCCACUUCUUCUUCUGGCAUUUCGGGGAAUGGAAGGAGGUGGUGGUGGAUGACCAACUUCCUGUGGUUGGCAGAGAACUUUUCUUUGUCCACUCUUCACAGCCAAAUGAAUUUUGGGCGGCUCUGCUGGAAAAAGCCUAUGCCAAACUAUACGGAUCUUACGAGGCCCUUAAAGGGGGAAGUAUGGCAGACUCAUUAACUGACUUCACUGGUGGUCUGACCGAGAGCUACACCAUCAGGGGAAAGCAUGCCAACAUGCCUCGCAACAUCAUCAACAUCUUGUUCAAGGCGCUGGAUCGUAAUGCUCUGAUUGGCUGCGGCAUAGACCCUGUGAAGUCUGGUUCAAGGGAAGCAGUGCUGGAGAAUGGCCUGGUUGCAGGACAUGCUUACAGUGUCACAGAUCUCAGGGAGAUUCAGAUGAUGACGGACAGGGGACAGAUUCCAGUCACACUGAUCCGAGUCAGGAAUCCUUGGGGGAACAAGAUUGAGUGGAAUGGCCGGUGGAGUGAUCGUUCCCAGGAGUGGCUGAGUAUCCCAGACCGCGAACGGGAACAGAUCGGAUUGGUGCAGAGGGACAAUGGGGAAUUCUGGAUGGAUUUCCAGGAUUUUGAGAGGAACUUUGAUAACCUCGAAAUCUGCAACUUGACGUUGGAUGAUGAUCUCAGUCAUGUAGUGGAGCAUCAUGGGAGAUGGAUAAAAGGCUUCAAUGCUGGGGGGAUACCGUCGAACAGAGAUACGUUCUGGACCAACCCUCAGUACCAUGUUGGUCUACAAGACACAGACGAUGAUGAUGACAGCCACUGCAGCUUUAUAGUGCAAGUGAUGCAGAAAGACAGACGCAAGAUAAAAAAUAAAGGACCCAGAUUUCUUUUCCUAGGAUUUGUAAUAUACAGGUGUUCAAGGGAUGACCCCAUACCUCUCAACAAGGACUUCUUUGACUACAACAAUCCUUACGCUCGGUGCAAUGCCUUCAGCAACACCAGACAGGUGGUGAAACGGUUCGCCUUCCCUCCAGGGGACUAUGUUGUGAUGCCGUGUACAUACGAGCCCCAUCAAGAGGUGGACUACUACGUCAGGUUUUUCUUUGAGAAGGGCAACGUGGCAGAGUACAGCGAUGAGAAGCCAGCUAAGAUCACCAUCCCUCCCCCAGAACCGUCAGCAGGCUACAAGGAACAAGAGGAAAAAUUCAAACAGUUUUUCUACAAAGCUGCAGGAGAGGACAUGGAAGUGAAUCCCUUUGAAUUGAAGAUCGCCAUUAAUGAUGCAUUAAAAAAAGAACCCCUUCACAGAGAGAUAGGAAUUGAUGCCUGCAAGUCCUUUGUCAGCCUCAUGGAUGUAGACAACUCUGGUCGACUUGGCAUAAAUGAACUGAGCUACUUGUGGAAUCAUCUGCGCAGCUGGAAGAAAGUUUUCUAUCAGUAUGAUGCCAACAAAUCUGGAACUAUGAACUCGUACGAGUUACAGAGGGCACUACCUGCAGCUGGGUACAAAGUGAGUCACAAAACAAUGGUUGCCAUCAUCUUCCGCUACGGCAAUGAAAACAACGGCAUCGAGCUGGACAACUUCCUCAUACUUCUAGCCAGACUCAUGAAACUGUUCAACAUAUACAGCAAACACGAAGCCAACGGACAUGCAGAGUUCACGCUACAACAGUUGCUGGAGCAGUCCUUGUAUUCAUAGCACAAGGCACACUGACCACAGCAUUAGCUUCAUAUCCUCAGGAAACUGUGACCAUCAUCAUCAGUCAGUCAUUGUCCUUGACAAUCCAGGAGAUAUCGCUAUUGAGGACCGUUCAUAAUUUAUGUAUUU
Molecule: messenger RNA, 2629 nt
Organism: Haliotis rubra (blacklip abalone)
Lineage: Eukaryota; Metazoa; Mollusca; Gastropoda; Lepetellida; Haliotidae
Product: calpain-9-like
Biological process (GO): proteolysis
Cellular component (GO): cytoplasm
Molecular function (GO): calcium-dependent cysteine-type endopeptidase activity; calcium ion binding
Source: RefSeq, a predicted model, not a curated record